Molecule: messenger RNA, 3441 nt
Organism: Drosophila serrata
Lineage: Eukaryota; Metazoa; Arthropoda; Insecta; Diptera; Drosophilidae
Gene: Oga
Product: O-GlcNAcase
Biological process (GO): glycoprotein metabolic process
Molecular function (GO): beta-N-acetylglucosaminidase activity
Source: RefSeq, a predicted model, not a curated record
UUGUUUUGACGGUAGUAUCGAUACGGCCUCCAUGGUUUUGACCGUUCUUUGCUGAAUCCUGAGAAGGAAAAUAACAUUCAAGUCCCGGCUCAUCCGUAUCCAUGGCAGACGCAGUGGGUUCAGCUCAAUCCGAUGGCCAGCGGCAGUUUAUCUGCGGAGUAAUCGAGGGGUUCUACGGCCGGCCAUGGACUACGGAGCAACGCAAAGACCUCUUUCGGAAGCUCAAGUCAAUGGAGCUCCAUGGCUCCAGUCCCUCGUACAUGUAUGCCCCCAAGGACGACUACAAGCAUCGGGCGUUUUGGCGAGAGCUUUACACGGUCGAGGAGGCGGAUCACCUGUCCAGUCUAAUUGCGGCGGCAAAGGAGGCGGGGAUCAUUUUUUACUAUGCUCUCUCACCUGGGCUGGAUAUGACCUACAGCAGCCCCAAGGAAAUAGCCACACUGAAGCGAAAGCUAGAUCAAGUUUCGCAGUUUGGGUGUGAAGCCUACGCCCUGUUAUUCGACGACAUCGAGUCGGAGCUCUCAAAGGGAGAUAAGGAGGUCUUUCAGACGUUCGCCAACGCCCAGGUUUCGGUCACCAAUGAGAUAUACACGCAUCUUGGCAGCCCCAAAUUCCUGUUCUGUCCCACGCAGUACUGCGCCUCUCGGGCCGUGCCCAAUGUUCAGGAGUCGGAGUACCUCAACACCCUGGGCUCAAAGCUGAACAAUGACAUCGAUAUCCUGUACGGGGACAAAGUGAUAUCGAAAACCAUAUCCAUUCAGUCAAUACAGGAGAUUACUGAAGUGCUGCGUCGUCCGCCUUGCAUCUGGGACAAUCUUCAUGCCAACGAUUAUGAUCAGAAGCGCGUAUUCCUGGGGCCUUACACUGGGCGGUCUCCAGAGCUGAUACCAUAUCUGCGUGGGGUGAUGACUAAUCCCAACUGCGAGUUUUACGCCAACUUCAUAGCCAUUCACUCUCUGGCCUUUUGGUCACGCUGCAGCCUGGAUUCGAAGAUGAACAGUUCAUUGAGUGCAGAUAUUAAAUUAGAGACUGAAAACGAGGACGAACUGCCGGCAGAGUUCCUCUCGAAGAACGUUUACCAUCCAAGGGUGGCUCUAAAGAACGCCAUUACGGACUGGCUGCCGGAGUUCUUUAUGGAGAAGGAAGCCUGGGGACCAAUAACCAAGCCGCAGCCACAAGUGCAAAUGGUCAUGCCCAUCAUUCCCAUUAUACCCUCAAUAAACACUUGCAUGAGUCUCACCACCACUACGACCACGUCUACGAAUACAAGAACAGUGCCAGAGGUGAACACCACCCAACUGCAGGCGCUUGCGGAAGUCUGCACCGUGACCUCCUCGCUGACACCCAUUUCCAAUCCUGUAAUGAACUCUCUGGUUUCACCCACCAAAGUGGUCACGAAUGAGGAGAUCAUCAAUCCCAUACCCACAACGGCUGCCUGCAAUAUUGAACUACCCAAGAAGAUACCGAUCUCCAUCGUCCCAGUGCCCAUCAUGGAGGCAAAGAGUGUAGAGGCUUCGGUGAAACUGGGUCUAGACACCGAAGUGUUGGUGCCGAGCGAUGGUGAACCGAAAAGCGAACUAAACGAGGAUAAGGAGAAGGAGCAGCAGCAACUGCUGGGGGUGGAGACGGCGGCGCCGGCGGAAGAAGAAUUAGUUAACAAGUUGGAACCGGUGGCCAAUCUCAAUGUGGACACUAUGGUGGACGACAAUAGUCUAAGUCCAGUGAGUGCCGGUAUCAACGAGCCAAUGGAGUGCAGCAGCAGCAUAGCCUCCCAGUUAUCACCGAAAGAAGAAGCACCCAAGCUGGUGGCCGACGAUGUGCUCAUGGAGUCUGUAAACGAUGUGCAUAGCAUGCAUGUGGAGAGCGGGACUUCAUCACCAAUUUCGAACACGGAGAUGCGCGAGGAGAGCGAUGCGCCAUCUAUACAAGCUAACGAACAUGACCCGACCGUGGAGAAAUGCGGAUCAAGGAUAACUGUUGAGGAUCUCGGCCUGCUAUGCGAUCUCUUUUACCUGCCAUUCGAGCACGGCAGCCGUGGCCUCAAGCUGCUCUCCGAAUUCAAUUGGCUGAAGGGUAACGCAAAUGUAAUACUGCAAGACCGAUCCGCCGCUGGUGGCGAUGCUGACAAGAGCAGCAAGCCGGAGGUCAGUGAGUGGCUGCAACGUAGUGAGCACUUCGACGAUCUCUGCACUAGCGUCUUACAGCUGCUGAUCAAGAUCGCCAACUGCCAGAACAAGGAGAUCUGUCACGAGCUGUACUCCUAUGUGUGGGACAUAUCCGGCGCCCUGUCCCUGCUCAACUGCUACAUUAAGUGGCUGGCACUGGGAAAAUUUCCUCAGAACAUGUCCUCCUACACGGAAGGCAGUUAUACAUGGUUCAGCAAGGGUUGGAAAGAGGCCUUCAUGUCCGGUGACCAGGAGCCCUGGGUCUUUCGGGGCGGCCUAAUUGCUGACCUACAGCGUUUGAUGCCUGUGGAUUCGGGCAACGAUCUGUUCGUCUACAAGCUUCCUGAAAAACCCACAACGAACUACUAUCUCUUGAGACCCUACUGUCCAGCUGACGAGGAGAAUGUCAAUGAGGUAUGCACCCGCACUUACAUUCAAUGGCAACGGGAGCUGAACGGAGGCGGCUACAUUCCUCUUCCGCUGCCUGUAAGAGUGGCUAGCAUCGUAGCGGACGGAUUGGUGGGCGCCUUCGUCACCCUCAGCCCGGAGUUGUGCAUUGUGGCGUAUGACGAUAACAACUCCAUCGUGGGAUAUGCCUGCGCCGCUCUGGAUGUUAACAUAUUUCGACGCAACCGGGAGCUGUGCUGGCAUUCGGAAAUGCGUGACAAGUAUCCCAAGGAGUUCAGGCUGCAGGACUCCGAGACUGGUGAGGGUUUGACCCAGCUUGUCGCCCGCUUUGUGGAGCAGUUUCACGGCAGCAGCGGUAACGAGACUGUGGAGCAGUGUCCAGUAGAAGUAAGCGGCUCCUUUCCCGCCGUAAUUAGUGCCUGCACUUUCCGGGAGGCAGAGGAGCGCGACUCUGGGAUCAGCAAGCGACUGCUAACUGUUCUGCUGGGCGCUUUGCGAGCGAACGGAUGUUUUGGCAUUCAUGUGUGCGUCCCCGAGCGAGAUGUUGGGCAGAUCAACUUUUACACUAGAAUCGGUUUCGUUGACGUUUAUCGCGAGGAGGCCACCAAGUGCAUUUACAUGGGACGUCGCUUUUAGCCUUCGUCUUCGCUUGCAAGCGUCACUGCCUCUGAUUUUAUUGUUCCUUCUCAACAUUUGUAUUCCGGCGAGCGAUACAGCUUUCCAUUCUCAUCUAGGUCUCGUGCCAGUGUCCUUUUUGUAUUCUUAUACGGUAAAAAGUGUGUUAUAAUGACCCGAGUGUCUCUUCCCCUCUAGUAUUUUGUCUUAAGCGACGUUUUCUACGUGUGGAAAACAAUAAAACUACAAUAUC